Molecule: messenger RNA, 1738 nt
Organism: Chanos chanos (milkfish)
Lineage: Eukaryota; Metazoa; Chordata; Actinopteri; Gonorynchiformes; Chanidae
Gene: abhd17aa
Product: abhydrolase domain containing 17A, depalmitoylase a
Exons: 5
Coding region: 171-1151 (326 amino acids)
Biological process (GO): regulation of postsynapse organization; protein depalmitoylation
Cellular component (GO): plasma membrane; endosome membrane
Molecular function (GO): palmitoyl-(protein) hydrolase activity
Source: RefSeq, a predicted model, not a curated record
CUGUCAUAGUCAAGCUGUUAACGCUACUGUAUUUUUUAUAACAUCAUCAAAAUGGUUGUCAUACUACAAGAUAAAUGUUCUGGGCGUUCUGAGGUUUUCUGGUGUCUGUAGGAACUUUUGAGGACUAUUUUGUACUUCGACUCCUUUUGGUACUGCUCAACUGAUUAAAAAUGAAUAGCCUAUCUGUUGGGGAACUGUGCAGCCUUUUUUGUUGUCCACCAUGUCCUAGCCGUAUUGCAGCAAAGCUGGCCUUUCUGCCCCCAGAGCCAACGUAUACCCUCCUGCCGGACAUGGAGUCCGGGCCUGCGGUCACCUCAAACCUUGGGACCACUGGUCUGCGCUCACGGCUGUCUGGCGGCGGCGGCGGUGGUGGUGUUGGUGGGGGAUUUGCAGACAGAAGUGGAGAAGGGAGGUGGAAACUGCAUUUGACAGAACGGGCAGAGUUUCAGUACUCUCAGAGAGAGCUGGACGGGACCGACGUCUUUCUUACUCGCUCUAGUCGCGGAAACAAAGUGGGCUGCAUGUACAUCCGCUGUGCCCCUUCAGCCAGGUUCACUGUGCUGUUCUCCCAUGGCAACGCUGUGGAUCUGGGUCAGAUGAGCAGUUUCUACAUUGGCCUGGGCACACGCAUCAACUGUAAUAUCUUUUCGUAUGACUACUCCGGCUAUGGGGUCAGUACAGGCAGGCCCUCAGAGAAGAACCUCUAUGCAGACAUAGACGCUGCCUGGCAUGCCUUACGCACAAGGUACGGCAUCAGCCCGGAGAAUAUAAUCCUCUAUGGGCAGAGCAUCGGCACCGUGCCCACUGUUGAUCUGGCAUCUCGAUACGAGUGUGCCGCUGUGGUCCUGCACUCUCCCCUUACCUCUGGCAUGAGGGUGGCAUUUCCAGACACCAAGAAAACAUACUGCUUUGAUGCCUUUCCCAACAUUGAGAAAGUGUCCAAAAUAACGUCUCCGGUGCUGAUUAUCCAUGGGACCGAGGAUGAUGUGAUUGACUUCUCUCAUGGGCUGGCCUUGUUCGAGCGCUGCCCCAAGGCAGUGGAGCCGCUGUGGGUGGAGGGGGCGGGGCACAACGACAUCGAGCUGUACAGCCAGUACCUAGAGCGUCUGCGUCGCUUCAUCAGCCAAGAACUGACGGCUCAAUACCAGUGAAAAACCCCACGACGGGCUAGAACCUUUUAGAACCAGUGCCGGGCCAGGACCAAGCAGCUAAUGUCACCCGAAGACGCACACUAACACUUGGCAGCUCAGAUCACCGUAAAACACUACAUCAGUGAGGCCCAGGCAGCUGAGAUGACCUUAAACAUCACACACCAGGAGUGAUCCAGCCUAGUCCAUUCUGUGUAACUGUGGUGACAGAAUUAGAAUUGCUGUCAUCACACUUUUUCCGGGCAGUUGUUCUGUCUCUGUGUUAUGUACUUGGCUGCUUUUGUGCAUUUUGUCAGACGGCCCAGAGUUACGUGUUUAUAUUGACCUCUCUGAAACCCCGAUUAUGAAAUAAACUCUGAGGACCGUGAACUUGAUUUUUUUUUUUGCUCCUUUGCCUGAUUUGAGCAGGCCAAUGUUGUUGUUUGAGCUGUUUUUUUUUUCUUUUGUUAAUGUCCUGGCCUGUCUGUCUGUUGCUAAUGAAGAACUAUCUUUCCUUGUCUGCGGUGUCUUCUGAGUUUUACGUUGGCCGUCCAAUCCCAUUUCUCUCCCUUUUUGGGAAAUGUGUAAAGAUUCAGGAUUCAGGCUGGUGU